GAAAAAUUCAUUUACAAUAAUACUAUGUAUUAAAAUUUUAAAUAAAUAAACAUUAUGUGCCUCUCAUAUCCAUAUAUGGUUCUUGUAUCACUUCCUACAAAGUAUAAAGCGUUUUAUGUGGCAACAAUCUUGCUGUUUUAUUAGAAACGGAUAUAUAUGUCAUAUGUUGUUGUAAAGUAAUUUAUUUAACACCUUGAAAAUACUUAGCAAAUCUAUUUUUUAUCUUUUUUUAAUGUUAUAUUUGAAAAUAGUACCGCUAACACCAUCUAGCAGCAAACAAUAAAGUAUUAUUCGUUCAACAAGAGAGCAAUGGUUGCGCACAUGCAGAUUGAUGCAGCUAUAUGUAUGAACAGUAAUACCAGUGAUAAAAUAAAAUACAUAACCUGAUCUGUCAAAUUACAAGAUAUAAUUGACUAAUACAAAGAUUUUUUGUAUAUUAAAUUUUCAUUUGAUAAUUUUGUUUUCAAUGUAGUUCAUUGAGUAGGUAAUUAGUUAGUCCUUAAUUAUGUUUGAAUUACCACUAGAACUAACAACUAAGCCAUUAGCUUUUAUUGGCUUAACUGGCUUAGAUAUUGCAAAUCCUGUACAUCGUUCUAUUUGGGAUACAUUUAGUAAUAAUAGAAGAUUAGAAAGUUCUGCCAUACAGUUUAAAUUGCUUAGUCCUACACAUGAAUUUCCUACAGUAAAACCCAAGCGUAAUUCGUAUGAAUGGUACAUACCUAAAGGAAUAUUGAAACGUAAUUGGAUGAAUAAAUAUCUUAAUGAAGUUCCAGCAGUUGUUGUUGUGUUUUAUGAUUUGGAUUGGAAUGACCCACAGUGGAAUGAAAAGAAAAUGGAAUGUGCUUCUAAGGUCCAAUCAUUUAGAAAUGCUUUGGAUGGGAGAAGUACAAAAAUAGCUGUGGUACUCAUACAACAUUGUAUGCAACCUCUGCCAGGUUCUGAAGAUACUAUUGCACCUGAACGUGCUACAGCAGUUUGUGGAGCAUGUGAACUCUCUCCAAAAUUAUUAUAUGUUUUACCACAUGGAGAUCAUUUGUUAGGAUACAUAUCUAGACUGGAAAGUGCAUUGUAUGAUCUGGCACAGAGUUUUUAUCAUCAUGAAUACCGUAUUGUUAAAGGACAUAAAGAUCAGCUUAAUAAAACAACACAUAAAAGUGCACACAAACAUUUGUCUGUACGCCAUCAAUUUAAAAUGGCAUUUUUUAAUGAACUGAAACAGGAUCAAAAUUUAGCUUUAAAACACUAUAAGCAAGCAUUUAAUAAUUUGUUGGAAAUACAAAUAACAGAUACAAAUGCAAUGGAAAUUAAAGUUGUUGCUUCUUUCAUAAAUUAUAAGAUAUGUAAAAUAAUGUUCAGUUUAAAUGCUCCUAAAGAGGCUGUAUCACAUUUUAGACAUCAUACUGACAGCUUCAAGUUGUGGACAGGUCCAAAGAAACUUAUGUUUGAACAUCAUGCUUGGAUGUGCAAUCAAUUUUCCACAUUUGCAGAAUUAUUUGAUGAUGCUAUACGACAAGGACUUCCUGCUGUUCAAACACAACAUCCUGGAUAUUAUUUCCAGUCGGCAGCUCAUCAUGCAAGCUUAAGACAAGCAAGUUGUAAAGAACUUUGUCAGAAUGUUAAUAGUUAUCCCGAACCGGAUCCAUUAGCCGGAGAGGAGAAACUUGAAUUUUAUGGACAAAGACCAUGGCGUCCCGGAAAAUUAAAUGCUGAACUUCCAGAUCUCGCGAAAGAAGCAAUUGCUAUACAAGCUUUGCAAUACAAGGAGAAACAUACGGUCGAUCACUCCCAAAUCAUUAUUGGCUUGCUAGGAAAUGCAAUUUCACAGUUCAAACUAUACAGAUGCCCAAGAAUGAGGAGAGUAUUAGUUGUACAGAUGGCUGAAGAAUAUUAUAAUUGUAAGGAUUAUGGAAAAGUUUUGACAUUAUUGAUGCACAUGUUGUGGGAAUAUCACGGUGAACGGUGGCCCCUCUUAAUCACAAAUAUCUUAAAGAAUGCCCUGCGAGCAGCGUAUCUAUCGACAAGCAUUCAGGACUACAUCACAUUAGCAUUUGAAGCUUUGGGACCUACUGCUGCAUUUUCAGAAGAUUACAAAAUUGCGGUUUAUAAUAACAUUAUUAAUAUCCUUCGCAAAAAACCUCCAAAUCCGGAACCUGAUUUACCCGAUGAUAUGAGACAUACUGCAUUAGAAAAAUGGGUAAUGGAACUUAAUCGGCCAGAACCACUUGUUUUUACAAUCGAUGACAAUAACAUGAGUUCAUUUAUAGAAGUCAAAGCAAGGUUUUUACAACCAAAAUACGCCGUUAAUUCCACAAUUGAUACAGAAGUUAUUAUCAGAAAUUCCUACAGCGGUAGCGUUGAAUUUUCUAAAAUAACAAUAACAAUUAGUAGUCCAGGGUAUAAUUCCGAGUUCGCUGUUACCGAUGCUGAGCAGAGCAAUCUCGUUUUUCAUGGGAAAGAAAUGAAGAAAUUUUUACACCAUUUUCAAACGCCUCAACAAAACGAUAGUAGUGAAAUACGCAUCACCACGAUCUCAUUACACAUGGGUAAUGAUGCGUGCUGCAUUAUUUUGAGAUUUGCUACGAUGGGAAGGGAAACGAAUUGUUUGAGUCUAUUGUGUCCUGAAAUACAACAACUUCGUAGAGGAGAAUUUGAAACGAUACAACCACUAGUCAGUGCGGAGAUAAAACAGGAAGAAUCUAGUCUCAGUAUAAGUGCAGAAUCUAACAACCCAGCACUCGUAGGGGAAUGGCUUCCCAUUAAAAUAACUAUUACUGCUAAUGAAAGCAUAUUAUCAGCACUCUUAACCGUAUCACUUGUGUCUGAUGGAACAAAUGAACAGUCAACGGAAUUAAGUUUAACAAUGCAGAACAAGCAAUCUGUAAUAUCUGUACCGAUCGAUAAUUUAGGGAGCAAUUCCAAUACUCAUCAGAUCGUCUACUUCCGUGCUCAUAAAGUUAGCGAUCGAAACAUUCACGUGAAGGUGAAAUAUUCAAGAUCUGAAAAUAUAAAAGGAUCUAAAGAAUUAACUUAUUCAUUGUCAGUCACAAAACCAUUUGAAGUAUCAACAUUAUUUUAUACCAUGCUUUUUGAACCAUUAGCAAAGGGUUUCAUCGAUGAACCGUUUAUAAUAAUGCCUCACAUUUCUUGUGUUUCUCCAUGGCCUAUAGACAUUAUAAGUACAUCUGUAGAAUUGGGAGAUUCUAUAGAAAAGGGAAAUGCAGAUCAAUCAGUAUCUAUUUUAGCUGGUAUUACUCUGUCUAAAGAUGAAACCGCCACAGAUUCGUAUUGUUUGGUACCAAAAGUAGGUGGCGAGCAACCUGCAAGUACUGGAGUGUACACUAUUAAAUGGAAACGUGCAAAUGAUGAAAACGCGUUAGAAACAAGUAGCAGCGUUACUUUAGCUCCUUUGUGGGUCGAAGAUGCGGUGAUUGGCCUGGAAGCUAAGUUACCAGCUCAUGGUUGGGUUCGCACGCCAUUACUUGUUUCGUACUUCAUAAAAAAUCAUUCUGAUUGUAUGAUUACGUUACGAUUGACUAUGGAAGCUAGUGCUGCGUUUAUGUUCGCUGGUCAAAAACAGAUUGAUAUUUAUAUACUUCCACAAAAUGAAAGAAAAGUUGAGUGGAUCUUACGACCACUCGUGGCAGGUUUUGUGCAACUUCCAACGCUAUCUUUAGCAGUUCCUGCUGACGAAGAAUAUAAGUUAAAUAAAGUACGACUGUCGGAAGUAGUGGAGAGGUCGAUACCGAGUCAUGUAUACAUUUUUCCGACAUCACAAAAUUUAGAAGAAUAAAUGAAAUAGAGAAUAUUCCCGAGAAAUACUAGAAAAAGAAACAGAAUUUUGUUCUCUUUUAUCAAAAUGUAUUAUAUUGAACCUGAUAUAUUUUCCACGUAUUCUUAAAUAUAUACCAAUUUCAUAUCUAGGAAUAUGAAUAGUAAUUUUGUUAAAUAUAA
This is a messenger RNA of Osmia bicornis bicornis, 3951 nucleotides long. It is a transcript of the gene gry, whose product is annotated as trafficking protein particle complex subunit 11. The coding region runs from base 506 to 3790 and encodes 1094 amino acids. Gene Ontology annotation, cellular component: cytoplasm. The record is from RefSeq and is a predicted model, not a curated record. The transcript is spliced from 21 exons. NCBI's taxonomy places the organism in Eukaryota, Metazoa, Arthropoda, Insecta, Hymenoptera, Megachilidae.